AUGGAUUACGAAGCCUUUUAUUUGGGAGAUUACUUUCUAUGGAAGACAAAGCUAUCUGAUAAGUUCUCCACACUGACUGAUGACGAGGUGUCCGUGUUAUUCUGUUUUCUGUGUUCUGACUCCGGCCCUCCUGACUUCACCGACACAGAGUGGCUGGACAUGCUUAAUGAGAUACUGCAGUUAGUGUACCGUAAAUAUAAUCCUGUAACAAGUGAGGAAGCACAGCAGACUCUGGACAGACUGAAGUCACGUGAUUACCUUUGGGAAGAUCAGGACAAGAUCACCAAGGACACAAAGGAUGAGACAAUGUAUAGGAUAAAAUCAAAAAACAGUAUUAUACCAUUCUGGUACAGUAGUUAUGAUACAGCCCGUGUGUACCUGAGAUCAUGGGAAUACAACAGAAAACCUGGAGAGAAGUGUGUACGUAAUUUUGGCUGUGAUUCCUUACUGAUACUCCGACUACAGAUGAACAUACUGACUCACGUCAUCAUGGAGGACACGAAUAUAUAUGAUGAGAUAUACCAGAUAUUGAAUAUUCCAGAACAUAACGUAAAGAGCAACAGAGAUGAACGCGAAGAAUUUCUAAUGGAUCUAAGAGAAAGACGGGAGGCUGUCCAUUACAGAGGAAGAUCACAGGACAGUGUAGAUCACGUGACAUGGCUCUGGAGAUACGGGAGACCUGACAUCGUGAGAUCCUGUAUAGGCCUCCAUCCACACAAUGACAUUUACAUCAUCGACAACAAAUCUUGUAAUAAACCAACUAAAUACCAUAACUACCCACCAGAAGUCAGAUGUCUACUGUACUGCUUACUGUUAGCUGAGAAAUAUCAACUGAAUCUCAAUGAACAAUCACACAGAAUCAUAAGGGACAAAAUCAGAGACAGAUAUUUCACUGAUAUUACUGAUGACGUCUUGGGAGAUCUUCCUGAUGGAAUCACAGAAACUCGUGACGGUGUGAUAACCUUUAUAUCAGACGAUAUCCGACAUGACGUCAUGUACGCCUUUGUUACGGAGUGUAUGGUGGAGAACAGUGAUCUGAAGUUUUUCCUGACCACGGCGUCACGUGACGUGAUAUCAGAAUACUGCAGGUCCUGGGAUUAUAAGAGGAGUGAGGGAGAGAGAUGUCUGUAUGUACCGGACUAUCCGGAGAAGAUGUACGACCUCUUCAUAGACAAACUACAGCUGGACAUCAUCACACACUGUACCGUGUCUGACGGGAGGAUUCAUGACAGUAUCAGUAAACGUUUUGGAGUCCCUAAGGAAGUACUAGAAUGGGAGCAGGAAGCCAGAGAGCGGUAUGUGGAGUACGCUAAGAGAGGAACACAGACAGUCCACCAUGCCCGGGGGAUGAUCGUAGGAUGUGCUGGGGCGGGGAAAACUACCCUACUUAAACGUCUCCUCGGUUGUAGUGAAGAAGAAAUUAAGGAAAUAAAAUCUACUGAGGGAUUGGAGGUGCAUGAGGAAAUGUUCGAUAUAUGUGAUAAAACAAAAUCAUUAAAAGCACGAAAAAUAAACCAAGACGAUCAAAAUGGAAAAAGUUAUGCUAAAAAUGUUGACGCUAAGACUCUGAGUUUCUUUGACUUUGGAGGACAGUGUGCGUACUACGCCUGUCACCAGAUUUACCUGACCAGGAGAGCUUUCUAUGUUGUGGUGGUGGACGCCUCUAAACGUCUUGACCAGAAGGUGGACAGGGAAGUAUGUGAUCAAGAUGGGAGCGUUUUCUCUGGAUGGACGUAUGGAGACUAUUUUGUAUUCUGGAUAAAGUCUAUACAUACCUAUUGUGGUUCUGACAAUGAAAAAGAUCCUAAGCCCACAGUUCUAAUUGUUGCAACUCACUGGGAAAAAGGAAACAGACAAUAUAAGGAUAAAGAUGCCCUUUUGCACAGUUUGCAACAACAAACCCCUAAAGAGUCUAAUUUAUCACAGUACAUAGUGGAGAAAAAAUGUUACUGCACACGUUUUCCUGUCCAAACACUUCAUGAUCUACAACAACAUAUUUUUGACAUAACAUCUCAUAAGCGAUGGAAGGAAAGCAUUCCUAAAGAGUGGGCCUUCUUUGAAAUACAAAUAAAUCGGCAGAAAAAAUGGGACAAGAUUUUAGAUAUUGAUGACUUAAUGAUAGAUCCUACUGAUAACGCUGAAGUAGAAGAGGAGAAUCCAAGAGAGGAAUUAAAAUCAAAGAUUGAUAUGUUACGAUACUACCAUGACGCAGGAAAGAUUCUUUACUUCAAUGAGAAGGAUCUUCAAGAAUAUAUCAUUAUUGAUGUUCAGUGGUUUAUUGACGCUUUUAAACUCAUCAUCACUGACACACUUCAUUUUAAAGGUAUUGCUGCUGCACAGCUGGAUUGGAAUGAGUACUACAAGACAGGGCAGUUAAGGGAUGAACUUCUAACAGAGAUCUGGAAACAUGAAGAUGAUCAGUUGAAAGAACAAUUGGUGGAAGCAGAUUCUGACGAUCUUGACUCCGACAUUGAGGAUGAUUCUCGAUAUCUACUUUAUCACAAAGAAGUACUACUCAAUUUCAUGCAAAGACUUGGCUUGAUGGCUGUUGGUGAAGAAUCCCACUAUGUUCCAUGCAUGAAUCGUAAAGAAAUAGAGACUGCUGUUUCAGACCUCAUUCAUAGAUCGGAGAAAACAUCUAUACAAUUACAGAUAUAUCACCCUGUUCCAGGAUGUUCGUUAGAAAAGGAUAAAACUUACAGCAUUCAGAGUAUCAUAGAGGGAGACCGUUCCUGUUUGAAAGAAAACUCAGUACCAACAGUGUUCGAGUUUCGGAAAAGCAUCACUGAUGAGUCCCCAAGAGCAAAGCGUUACAAAAGCAGAGGUGCAUCUGAUGAUCUAUCUGUGCAGCCUGAGCUUGGCAGCUUAGAUUUUCAAAAUGAAACUGAAGUUACAACAUGUACACAUGGGAUGAUGGAGGAAAAUCGAAAACCAGAACAAAAUUGUCCCAAAUGUGAUGAGGAAAUUCAAUCAAGUGACCGACAAAUCAUUGAGAAGUCAUCUUUGCUAGAUCCAACCAUAAAAUUAUUUGACAAGAAAGACAGCAUCAUGACAGACAGAGGAAUCAUGGUGCAAGAUUUGUUUGCCUGCCAUGAUGUUGCUGUCAAUACACCAAUCUUUUUAAAGGGAAUUCUAUUGUACACAAAAAUGCAAAGGCUUGCAGAGUGUCCAGAACUUAUCAUUUCAUGA
Messenger RNA from Saccostrea echinata, 3189 nucleotides. RefSeq lists its product as uncharacterized. The transcript is spliced from 13 exons. The record is from RefSeq and is a predicted model, not a curated record. The coding region runs from base 1 to 3189 and encodes 1062 amino acids. NCBI's taxonomy places the organism in Eukaryota, Metazoa, Mollusca, Bivalvia, Ostreida, Ostreidae.